UUUUCUGUUACUGCUGCUGUUUUGCGACUCCCGGAAUGAAAGUGGUCGCGGCAGAACAGUGUGGUCCCCAAGCGGCUGCUCACACACUCGCUGCCAGCGCGUCCAUGCGGAGCUCACGCGGGGAGGACGCUGGCUCUGAGAGACAACCAGUUGCUCUCCAGCUGUCACUGUACGAGUGCGCACCGACCCUCUGCAGUCUGGACUUGUUGCCUCGGCGGGGGGAGGGGGGUGGUGGGGGGCGCAAGAAAAGUAGAGCUGUGUUGAGACGGGUGGCGACAAGAAGUUUUAUUCAUUUUUUUUCUUCAAAAUCCUGUUUAGGAGUGAGGUCUAAAACGAUGCCGUGAGGUGUAUCGGUUCAUUCGUUAUUGAUGUGCGGUUUGAUUAGAAGAAGGAAGAGGAACGGAGUUGGUUUUGGAGGGGUGUGGAGGAGCGGUUUGCGGUGAUAUUUGUUUCUAUUUCUGGGUUCUGAGGAGGAGGACCAUGGUCGAACUGGAAAAGGAGGUGCUCCCGCUGCCGCCUCGGUACCGGUUCCGAGACCUGUUGCUCGGGGACUGGCAGACCGACGACCGGGUGCAAGUGGAGUUCUAUGUGAAUGAGAACACUUUCAAGGAGCGCCUCAAGCUGUUCUUCAUCAAAAACCAAAGAUCCAGUCUGCGAGUGCGAAUGUUUAACUUCUCUCUGAAAGUGCUGAGCUGCCUCCUCUACAUUGUCAGAGUCCUGUUGGACAACCCGCAAGACACAAGACAGGACUGCGUGAGCGGGCUAAACUGCAGCAAACAGAACACGUCGUCCCAUCCCUGGAGUGAAUUUGACUGGAAACUGAUCAUCUGGGUGGAAAGGCCUCUGCCUCUGUGGGCACUGCAGGUGCUCGUGGCUUUCAUCAGCUUUUCAGAAACCAUGUUGCUCGUGUAUCUCAGCUACAAGGGCAACGUUUGGGAGCAGGUCUUACGGGUCCCCUUCAUUCUGGAGAUGAUCAGCGCCAUUCCCUUCAUGAUCACUGUCAUUUUGCCCUCCUUCAGAAAUCUCUUCAUCCCUGUAUUUCUCAACUGCUGGCUGGCUAAACACGCUUUGGAGAACAUGAUAAAUGAUCUCCACAGGGCAAUCCAGCGGACGCACUCAGCCAUGUUUAACCAGGUGGUGAUACUCAUCAGCACGCUGGUCUGCCUCAUGUUUACGUGCAUCUGCGGUAUCCAACACCUGGAACGGGCGGGAAACAACCUGACCCUGUUUGACUCGCUCUACUUCUGUGUGGUCACUUUCUCCACGGUGGGCUUUGGAGACGUUACCCCCCAAAUCUGGCCCUCGCAACUACUCGUGGUCAUCAUGAUCUUCGUGGCGCUCAUCGUGCUUCCCAUCCAGUUCGAGCAGCUGGCCUUUCUGUGGAUGGAGCGGCAGAAGUCCGGAGGGAACUACAGCCGCUACAGGGCGCAGACGGAGAAACACGUGGUGCUGUGUGUCAGCUGUCUCAAGAUCGACCUCCUCAUGGACUUCCUCAAUGAGUUCUUUGCCCACCCCCGACUGCAGGACUACUAUGUGGUGAUCCUUUGCCCGGCAGAGAUGGAUGUCCAGGUUAGGAGGGUCCUGCACGUCCCUCUUUGGGCCCAGAGAGUCAUCUACCUGCAGGGUUCAGCCCUCAAAGACCAGGACCUGAUGAGGGCCAAGAUGGACGAUGCUGAGGCCUGCUUUAUCCUCAGCAACCGCUUUGAAGUGGACCGCAUUGCUGCUGAUCAUCAGACCAUCCUCCGAGCCUGGGCGGUGAAAGACUUUGCUCCAAAUUGCCCCCUGUACGUCCAGAUCCUCAAGCCGGAGAACAAAUUCCACGUCAAAUUUGCCGAUCAUGUGGUGUGCGAAGAAGAGUUUAAAUACGCCAUGUUGGCUUUAAACUGUGUGUGCCCCGGUACAUCAACCCUCAUCACUCUAUUGAUCCACUCCUCCAGAGGCCAAACGGCGCCCCAAGAGGCCUUCAAGCAACGUGUAGGAGCCUUUCAAGCGCUCAACAGGGAGGGCGGUGGAUGUUCGGCGGACCAAUGGCACAGAACCUACCGGCGCUGCUCAGCCAAUGAGGUGCAUCACAUCCGCCUGGAGGAAAGUAAAUUCUUUGGGGAGUACCAGGGCAAGAGCUUCACCUUUGCCUCCUUUCAUGCUCACAAAAAAUACGGAGUAUGUAUGAUUGGAGUGCGCAGAUUGGAGACCACCAACAUCCUGCUGAACCCUGGUCCCUGCCACAUCAUGGGGGCCUCUGACACGUGCUUUUACAUCAACAUCUCCAAGGAGGAGAACUCGGCAUUUGUCAGGGGCCACAAGGAGCCGUCGUGGGGCGGGACGGGAGGAAAUACCAGAGGAGUGCCCCAGACAAUCUACCACGGACUCACCCGCCUGCCGGUCCACAGUAUCAUCGCCAGCAUGGGCACAGUGGCCAUCGACCUGCAGGACUCCAGCGACAGCAGCCCAGAGGGCCAGGACCCGGGCAGCACCGCCCUAAGCGGCGGAAGAGGAAGCAGGAGGAGCUCCAGGGCGGAGAUGGGUGGCGCUAACACCCUGGCCCUGCCCGCCAUGGGGGAGUCCGCCGAGGAGAGGCGGCACAGCAUCGCUCCUGUGCUGGAGCUGGUGGACGGAGUGACCAACCCCACCUUUGACCUGCUCGGCGACCAGUCAGAGGACGAGGGGGGAGACGAGGGCAAGGAGGACAGUGACAGAGACGAAAGCGCCCACUGGUGGGGUCAACACUGCGAGUGGGUGAAGGGAUACCCGCUGAACUCUCCGUACAUCGGCAGCUCGCCUGCGCUGUGCCACCUUCUCCGAGAGAAGAUGCCUUUCUGCUGCCUACGUAUGGACAAAGCUUGUCACCACACCCUUUUUGAGGAUGCCCGAUCCUACGGCUUCAAAAACAAGUUGAUCAUUGUGUCGGCGGAGAGCGCAGGAAACGGCCUGUACAACUUCAUUGUCCCUCUGCGGGCCUACUACCGACCCAGGAAGGAGCUCAACCCCAUCGUGUUGCUGCUGGAGGGCAUACCCGAAGCAGAGUUCCUGGAGGCCAUCUGUUGGUUCCCCAUGGUGUUCUACACGGUGGGCUCCAUCGACAAUCUGGACAGUUUGCUGCGAUGUGGAGUCACUUUCGCCGACACCAUGGUGGUGGUGGACAAAGAGAGCUCCAUGAUCGCAGAGGAGGACUACAUGGCCGACGCAAAGACCAUCGUCAAUGUCCAGACCCUCUUCAGGCUUUUCCCGGCUCUUAGCAUCAUCACAGAGCUCACCCACCCAGCCAACAUGCGCUUCAUGCAGUUCAAAGUCAAAGACCAUUACUCUCUGGCUCUGUCCAAACUGGAAAAGAAGGAAAGGGAGAAGGGAUCCAACCUGGUGUUUAUGUUCCGCCUGCCCUUCUCUGCAGGGAAGGUGUUCAGUGUCAGCAUGCUGGACACUCUCCUUUACCAGUCGUUUGUGAAGGACUACAUGAUCUCCAUCACCAGGCUGCUGCUGGGUUUAGACUCCAUGCCUGGCUCAGGCUUCCUUUGUGCUAUGAAAAUCACAGAGGACGACUUGUGGAUCCGUACUUACGGCAGGCUCUACCAGAAACUGUGCUCGUCCACUGGAGACAUCCCCAUCGGCAUCUAUCGGACAGAGGCACAGAGACUUCCUGUCUCUGAGUCCCAGGUGUCCAUCACAGUGGAGGACUACGAGGACACCAGAGAACCCAGGGAGCCCCUGUUGUCCCGGACAAGCGCUCACCGUAACAGCACCUCCUCGGAGCCCAUCUCCACCUCCUCCCACUCCUCGGACCACCCGCUGCUUCGGAGGAAGAGCAUGCAGUGGGCACGGCGACUGAGCAGAAAGGGGGGGCGGGGCUCCAGCGGGGCCAAGGGGGGUCCGGGCAGUGCGGCGGAGAGGAUCAACCAGCAGAGACUGACCCUGUUCAGACGCUCCGAGAGGCAGGAGCUCAACGCGCUGGUGAAAACCAGGAUGAAACACUUGGGCCUUUCUCCAACCGGAUUCAAUGGGAUGACAGACCAAGGGAACAGACUGUCUUACAUCCUCAUCAACCCGUCUCCAGACACCAGACUAGAGCUGCACGAUGUCGUGUACCUCAUCCGGCCGGACCCCCUCUCUCUGGUACCCAAUCAGAGCAGCAGCAGGAAGUGCAGCGCUGGGAUCCCAGAGAGCCACAGGUUCAAUACGCAGGACAGCACACAUCUGUGAAAGAAAAAGACAAACGACAAAUAAACUGUCACAGCACUGCUGGCGAGGCGGGACGCAACGGACUCACAAAUCCAGAAACGGUCAGACAGAAGGGAACGCAGCCAGACGGCAUUUGACCCCCCACGUUUUCUCCUCAUUGGGUCAGGGGGAACUGAUAGGUGGCUGCCUUGCAUGGACCUCGUCUAUAACGUCGGGAGGGUUUUGUUUAUGCACCUUUCUAUUUUCAAAGCGGAGGAGCUGAGGACACAGAAGUGCUUUUAAUGAGUAACUGUAUGUAUUUAGAUUUGUGUAUGUGCAUGUUAUGUACUGCAUCAUGUAUGUGCAGAGUGUGCAUGUGUGUGCACUGUAGGUACUCUGCAAGUGUGUGUGUGUGUGUGUGUGUGUGUGUGGAUCAUGAGCAAGAAACUGCCAAUUUGAUCAGCACAGCAAAAGCCCUCAGCUGCCAAAUGAAAGUCAACGCGUGUAUUUUUGUGUCCUUCUCUGUGUCGUAGGCGUGUUCUGUCAGACUUAAUGUUGUUUGACGUAUUUUAACGUGACACUACAGUGCGCACAACUCAUUUGGUCUUCAUGAAGCCUUUCUUAAACGUUUUACCGGUUGCUUACAGUCAAACAAACACCUUAUCUGUCCUUCACCAGCAGCGGAGGAAUCCAAAGAUUUACAAUGGCGUCAGUAGACAGGAAGUGUGCAUUGUUGCUGCAAGGCGUUUGUGAGUUUACUGUUCAGCCCUCCCUGCUUCUGUCAGUCAGUGCCUGCUCGCUUGUUCUGGCAUGCAUGUAAGAGAGGAAGGAGACGGAAGAAAAACCAAGAAAUAACAUAACACCAUCCACUACAAUAGCCCUGCAAUAAAUACUACUGUUGUGAAGCUUAGAAUCGAAUGGAUUUAGAGAGGCUAGUGACUAUUCAUAAACUUGACUAUACAAUAUUUAAUGUAGUAAGAAUUUGAUUGUAGAAUUUGAUUAAAAUCUCUAUAGAAAAUAAAAACAAAGUUUUGUUUUCAGCCUGAAAGAAAAUCAUACUUUUUUGUAAUCAAGUGAAAAUAUGUCUGCUGAGUGAGAUCACUCUUUAUUUAUCAGUCUACCUUAUUCAUUUUCAGUUGUUUCAUGAAACUUGAGGAUUUACUCUGUUAUAUUAAAGUGUUACCUGUUA
Pungitius pungitius (ninespine stickleback) is the source of this 5341-nucleotide messenger RNA. RefSeq names its product potassium sodium-activated channel subfamily T member 2b (gene kcnt2b). The record is from RefSeq and is a predicted model, not a curated record. Gene Ontology annotation, molecular function: outward rectifier potassium channel activity; intracellular sodium-activated potassium channel activity. Gene Ontology annotation, biological process: potassium ion transmembrane transport. Lineage: Eukaryota; Metazoa; Chordata; Actinopteri; Perciformes; Gasterosteidae. The transcript has 30 exons. Gene Ontology annotation, cellular component: plasma membrane. The coding region runs from base 481 to 4194 and encodes 1237 amino acids.